Messenger RNA from Sphaeramia orbicularis (orbiculate cardinalfish), 5074 nucleotides. Its product is annotated as melanoma receptor tyrosine-protein kinase-like. Gene Ontology annotation, molecular function: epidermal growth factor receptor activity; epidermal growth factor binding; ATP binding. NCBI's taxonomy places the organism in Eukaryota, Metazoa, Chordata, Actinopteri, Kurtiformes, Apogonidae. Gene Ontology annotation, cellular component: signaling receptor complex; plasma membrane; basal plasma membrane. The record is from RefSeq and is a predicted model, not a curated record. Gene Ontology annotation, biological process: neurogenesis; cell surface receptor protein tyrosine kinase signaling pathway; negative regulation of apoptotic process.
GGAUCCAUCUGUCAAGUUCAACACUGACUCGCUAAACCGGACCUGGACUAGGACUAACCCGGGUCUCUGAUGGACCAGGAUCUGCCUCCGUCCGGACCCGGAUCAGACUCAUGAGGUUCCCCGGAGGAGGAGCACCGGAGGCGGCGCUGCUGCUGCUGCUGCUCGGCCUCUGCUGCUGCACCGACCCCGGACGCAGAGUCUGCCAGGGGACCAGUAACCACCUGACGCUGCUGGGGACACGUGACCAUCACUAUGACAACAUGAUGCGGAUGUAUUCCAACUGUUCCGUGGUCCUGGAGAACCUGGAGGUCACCUACACCCAGGAGAACCACGACCUGUCCUUCCUCCGGUCCAUUCAAGAAGUGGGCGGUUACGUCCUGAUCGCCAUGAAUGAUGCAGCGACCGUCCCAUUGGUCAACCUGAGGCUGAUCCGAGGCCACGCCCUCUACGAAGGCCAGUACGCUCUGCUGGUGAUGUCCAACUACCACCGCAACAGCAGCUCAGCCAGCCUGGACUACAGCAGCGGACUGAGGAGCCUGCAGCUCAGCAACCUGACAGAGAUUCUGAAAGGGGGGGUAAAGGUGACCCACAAUCCUUUGCUGUGCAACAUCGAGACCAUCCAGUGGUGGGACAUCCUGGACAAAACCACUGAUCCCAGCGUCGUCGUCAAACUGGAGAACUAUCCACGCCAAUGUGAAAGCUGUGAUCGUGGGUGUGUUAACGGCUCCUGUUGGGCUUCAGGACCAGAUCACUGCCAAAAAUUUACUAAACUCCAGUGUGCAGAUCAGUGCAGUCGAAGGUGUCGAGGUCCCAAACCCAUCGACUGCUGUAACGAACACUGUGCAGCCGGAUGCACUGGACCCAAGGCCACCGACUGCCUGGCCUGCAGACUCUUUAACGAUGAUGGAACCUGUAAAGACGCUUGUCCUCCUCCGUUCCACUACGACGUCAACACCCACCAGGUCGUCUCCAACCCCAACGCCAAGUUCACCUUCGGGGCGACCUGCGUCAAAGCCUGCCCACACAACUACGUGGUGACUGACGGCUCGUGUGUCCGGACCUGCAGCAUCGGGAAGUAUGAGGUGAUGGAAAACGGCGUCCAACGCUGCAAAGACUGUGACGGACCGUGUCCUAAAGCCUGCGACGGCGUCGGCGUCGGCGCUCUGGUCAAAACCAUCGCUGUCAACGCCUCCAACAUCGAAUCCUUCAGGAACUGCACCAAGAUCAACGGGGACGUGUCCCUCAUAGAGACCUCCUUCACAGGAGACCGACACUACGGCAUCCCGGCCAUGGAUCCGUCCAAGCUGGAGUACUUCAGGACCCUGAAGGAGAUCACCGGUUUUCUGCUGAUCCAGUAUUGGCCGGAGAACAUGACGUCGCUGUCGGUGUUCGAGAACCUGGAGAUCAUCAGAGGAAGAACAACUCGCAGCGGUCACAGUGUGGUGGUGGUGGGGGCGUCCCACCUGCGCUGGCUGGGUCUGCGUUCUCUGCAGGAGGUGAGUGCUGGGAAGGUUCUUCUGAAGAACAACGCCCAGCUGUGUUUCACCCAACCCGACAAAUGGAGGCGCCUCUUCAAAACCAGCGCUCAGACCGUCUCCUUAAAAGACAACGCUCCGCCCGCACGCUGCCUUUUACAGAACCAGACGUGUGACAGUGAAUGCACCGCCGCCGGCUGCUGGGGUCCAGGUCCGUCCAUGUGCGUUUCCUGUCGACACUUUGACCGUAGGGGGCGCUGUGUGCAGCUGUGUAACCUGCUGGAGGGUGAGCCCAGGGAGGUGGUGGUGAACAGCAGCUGUCAGGAGUGUCACCCUGAGUGUCGUCUGCAGAGUGGAGUGGAAACCUGCCACGGACCGGGUCCAGACCAGUGUUCCCAGUGCGCCCACUUUAAGGACGGCCCCCACUGCGUCCACAGCUGUCCUCAGGGUGUCCUGGGAGACGGAGACCAGCGGGUGUGGAAGUACGCUGACCGGACGGGCCGCUGUCGGUCCUGUCACCAGAACUGCACCCACGGGUGUUCUGGUCCUGGACCGUCCGGAUGCAGCUCUACCCAUCAGUCCAUGCUGGCGGCGGGCGUGGUCGGCGGGCUCCUGGUCGCCGUCAUCGUAUCGCUGGUGGUGUUUGUGUUGCUACGGCGACGGCGGAUCACGAGGAGGAGGACGAUGCGACGGCUGCUGCAGGAGAGAGAGCUGGUGGAGCCGCUGACCCCUAGUGGCCAGGCCCCGAACCAGGCCCUGCUCCGGAUCCUGAAGGAGACCGAGAUUAAGAAGAUCCGGGUCCUGGGAUCCGGGGCCUUCGGGACCGUCUUCAAGGGUCUGUGGGUUCCAGACGGAGAAAAUGUGAAAAUCCCAGUCGCCAUAAAAGUUCUCAGAGAAGCAACGUCGCCCAAAGCGAACCAAGAAAUCCUCGACGAGGCCUACGUGAUGGCGAGCGUGGACCACCCUCACGUCUGUCGUCUUCUGGGGAUCUGCCUGACGUCGUCGGUGCAGCUGGUCACUCAGCUGAUGCCGUUCGGUUGCCUCCUGGACUACGUUCGCCACCACCGCCAGCGCAUGGGCGCCCAGUGGCUGCUCAACUGGUGCGUCCAGAUCGCCAAGGUUCCCAUCAAGUGGAUGGCGUUGGAGUCCAUCCUCCAGUGGACGUACACCCACCAGAGCGACGUCUGGAGCUAUGGCGUCACCGUGUGGGAGCUGAUGACGUUCGGGUCGAAGCCGUACGACGGCAUCUCUGCCACCGACAUCGCCUCGGUCCUGGAGCGAGGAGACCGCCUCCCUCAGCCUCCCAUCUGCACCAUCGACGUCUACAUGAUCAUGGUCAAAUGUUGGAUGAUCGACCCGUCCAGUCGGCCCAGGUUCAGAGAACUGGUCCGGGACUUCUCCAGGAUGGCCAGCGACCCACAACGAUACCUGGUCAUACAGGGCGACCUCCCCUCUCCCACCGACAGCAGGUUUUACUCCCGCCUCCUGAGCGCUGACGACAUGGACGACGUGGUGGACGCCGAGGAGUACCUGCUGCCUUACAAAGGCGCCAGUAACCAUGACGACCGGCCCUGCGGCGCUACGAACGGACACGCCGUCAGAGGAAACAGCGUCGUCCUGCGUUACAUCACAGACCCCACGCUCAACCCGCUGGACAAAGACGACGUCAGCGGACACGAGUACAUGAACCAGAGUAUGAGUGAGACCAGCCGCAGCAGCAGGAUGUCAGACGUUCUGAACCCCAACUAUGAGGACCUGAGUCAGGCCUGGGGGCCGUGCCUGCCCCCCCCUCUGGAGGACCUGAACACGUCCGGACCCGAAUACCUGAACACGAUGCAGAGCUCGCUGGCUCUGGCCCCGCCCCCUAGCGACAGUCUCGACAACCUGGACUACCAGGCCCACUUCCUGCCGCAGACCGGAUCGGCUUUAACCCCCAACGGACAGUUCCUCCCGGCCGCAGAAAACCUGGAAUACCUGGGUCUGGGGGCUGCGCAUCAUGCCCCCGCCCGCUAGGGGGCAGCAGCACCCAGACCCAGACCCAGAACCGGCACUGACCGGACCUGGCUUUAAGCUGCUGACUGUAUUUAAGAGUUGAUUUGACACGUUUCCAGUGGAUGACGUGUUUUUGACCUUUGACCUGCUGCACUGAGGCCCUGAACCAAUGAAGAAUUCCCCUUACACCUCCAGAACACAAUUACCCAUGAUUCUCUUGUGGCAGAAGUGAAACUCUUUUUAUUUGUGUCAAACUUACCUUUGGAAAUGAACGGGGGAAAGUCCUGACUAUGUAAAUAACAAGUGGAGUUUGAAAGUGAGAACUGACGACGACGCAGACACUGGAAACAUGAACAGCCUUUUUAUUUGGAAUCACAGGUGAAUUUGAGAAAAAUGAUUCAGUGUUGGAGCAAAAUUCCCACCAAAACCUGUUUUACCAACAGGAAAUUUUUUAAAACCUCAUUCAAAUACUAAACAGAUGUGGGUCAGUGAUGAGUAAGAGUUGGGACGUUUGGAAGCGAUUUAAUCUAAAAAGUGGAUUAUUUUCCUUGAGGUGUUAGUUGAUCCAGUUCAGAGGAGGCAGGUUUUCUGCUGUUAUGAGUUCUGAAAACAGACGAUUCAAAACUAAAGGACGAUUAUCACCUAAAAGUGUCUGGUUCAAACCCCAGGCCCCGGCCACACCAAGACGGCUUCAGUCGUAUCUGCAGAAGUUUUGUUUCGCAGUGUUUCUUCAACUUUUUGAACAAACGCCCCUUUCCGUCAUCAUGAGCGCAUAAGCCCCCCCCCCACAGAAAAAUAAAAGUGCAAUCGGGGUAUACAUUGCAUAGAUAAGGGGGGGAAACUACAGCCAUUACCACCAAAGACUGGGGCGUGGUACCAUGAUGUACCUUAUUGUGGGAGGACCGGGGGGGGCAUAUGGAACACCCCCCAUCCCCCUCUCAGCUUCAAAGCCCCCCGACGGCAUCCCAACAAUAGAAACACUGUUUUAUCGGACAGGCCCUUCGUCCACAUGAAACCACCGUUUUCAGUCACUGAAACCACAACUUUUUAAACCAGGUCCCAGACUGGAUCCAUCUGAAAACGCUGGUUUCACGUCUUCGUCUGUACGACCAAACCAGACCAAACCAAACCAAACCAAACCAAACCACAACUUUUCUAAAACCAGGAUGUCAGAGAGCAGCAGCCAGGAGGAGCUAUAGGAUCAGACCGGUAGAACCAUGCUAGCUUUGUGCACACGCUCCACGUCUUCUACUCUGUUUUUUGCAAGAGCGUUCCAACGCCACCUACAGGCCUAGCAUUUGUACAACAUCGUAUUCAGCGGUUUCCAGUGGUUUCGUGCGGACGCAGAUACUUCCUGGUGGAACCGGUGGUGUCGGACUCUGCGUUGUGUUUUUUUAAGGACGAGACCUGCACGGAUAACUCUGAAGGCAGUCUCCGUUUAUUGUUUUUCGGCUCCUGACAAAGUGACAAAGAUACAAAAACCUCUGGUCAGCGACCCCCUUAAAACAUGCCCCUCUCCCAUAGAGAUCCGGAACAAAAGGCUAAUCCUACUGUAAUGGACGUUCUUCUGUGUCCAGUGCGUGUUUGUCCGAUCGAUGUCCUGAUGU